AAAUAUAUAACAGUGCUUUUCAAAUCGACUCACAUAAUUUUUAUGUUUUUCAAAUAAUAACAAACAAUUAUAAUUUUUAAAUUCACUGUUUAUUUAUUUAAUAAACUUAAGUAAUUUUUAUCAUCUGUCGUGUCGAUGCUGAUCUUAAAAUCACUUCUAAUUUCAAAAUACACAUAAAAAUAAUAAGAAAAAACCGAUUGUGAAUUUGAGGAAUAAUUAUUUAAACAAAUUGUUUAAAUAAUUGAAAGAAUGAAGACUGCACCUCAUCAGCGAUUAGUAAUGGUUGGAGAUCGUGAUGGGUUGAAAGAACUCUUAAGACGUCGUCUUGUUGAAUGCGGAUGGCGCGAUCAAGUCAAAAUAAUUUGCAAAGAAUUGAUAAAAGAAAAAGGGCAUGAUAUCACAUACGACAACAUGCUGACAACAGUAACGAGCAGAGCACGCAGUCUUGUACCUGAUUCUGUAAAAAAAGAACUAUUGCAAAAAAUAAAAAGUCAACUGUUGGCACAGGAAGAAAAAUUGAAAAUUUAAUAAUAAUAAUAAUAAGUUACUUAAUGUUAAUUCUUAUUAAAUAUUUUGUGAUAAGUAAUUUAUUUUAUAAUAACUAGAAUUACUCCGUCAAAAUAAUUUUACAUUCAUUUACAUUUAAUUACAUUUAUAAAUUAUGAUAUUGAUGCAAUUACUUGAGUUAUGUCUCAAUCAUAAUUAAAUGAUUAAUUUUUUUUAUUAAAUACACUUACAAUUAAUACUCUGUCGAUUUAUUAGUGACUGUAAAUAAUUA
Molecule: messenger RNA, 778 nt
Organism: Microplitis mediator
Lineage: Eukaryota; Metazoa; Arthropoda; Insecta; Hymenoptera; Braconidae
Gene: e(y)2
Product: transcription and mRNA export factor ENY2
Exons: 2
Coding region: 250-528 (92 amino acids)
Biological process (GO): positive regulation of DNA-templated transcription; regulation of transcription by RNA polymerase II; poly(A)+ mRNA export from nucleus
Cellular component (GO): SAGA complex; nuclear pore; DUBm complex
Molecular function (GO): chromatin binding; transcription coactivator activity
Source: RefSeq, a predicted model, not a curated record